UAAGGUCAUAUUUUACGGUUAAAAAAUUUAAAAGUUUAUUUUUGAGUUAUGAUUUCAAUAUUUUAAACAAUAAUUAUUACAUUACAUAGGAAAUAUGGAAGAUUUCGAUGUUUUCACAAAUGAAAUACAAUACUCUGGACCAGCAUACAAGCAAAUACUAAAUAAGUAUAUUAAAGAGAUUCCUUACACCCCUAACGGAAUUAAUUAUGAGUGUGGCAAAAAACUCUUUGCUGAAGAAUGCUUAGCUGACGGUUUAGAAAAGGAGUGUGCCUUCCACUUUAGUGAAUCUGUAUCUUCGUCAGUAAGAACUCUGGCUGUUUAUAGAGAAGAGCAGAUAAAAAAUAGAGGGAAUAAAUUGAGCAAAAUCACUAAAUAUAUAGAACCUGUGAAAAAUGUAAUUGCAUCGAAGACUAUAACUAAAGAUGAAGAGAGCCUGCUGAAAUUAUUACCAAAUGAUUUCGAAGAAAUUACAAAAAAUCUAGACAAGUAUGAAAUUUCUGAUGAACUACCUUUUCAUAAGAGGUAUAUGAGAUUUGGGUCUGAGAAUAAUGUGGAUAAUUUUCUUAAGGUUUUAGGAGAGUUCCCCAAAGAAUGGACAAUAGUACAAUUGACUGCACCCUACAAUCCAAAUGAAAACCUAAAGCCUUUUACUGACUUCAGAACAGAGAUAGGUUCUAUUUAUCUCACUCUAUUGACUAAUAACUAUUUGGAUUAUAUGAAUUUUGGUCCAAUUACUGUGGAAGUACAGGCCAAUGUUACAAAGGUAGGGGAAAAGCCACUGUUUGAAGAGCUGUAUUCAUUGCUGACUGAAAACUAUAACACGAUUGAGAAGGCAGAGUUCUUGAACAAGAAAUCACUGAUAAAGAACUACUGGAGUAGACGCGAGGACAUCGACCUAAGGAUGAAAAGUGUAAUAAACGUGAUGUACAAGGAAUGGCUUGGUGGAUGGUCAAGCCUUUUAACGGGAAAGUUAGCAGACGCAGUACUAAGAGAUAAAGUGAUAAAACAUGUUGAUACUGUCAUAUCGGAUUGGGGGAUCAUAAGGCUAACAUCAAAACAAAAAAUACUCCUCUAUAACCUGCUAGAAAACAGUAUAUCCCUGUCUUCACAACAAAUCAAAUCAUGCAUUAGGAUGAUUCUAACGCAACAAGGUAACCCUGAUGAAGUUAGACAAGUUUUGACCACCUGCGAAAGCUGCAGUAGAGAGUUUAGACAUUUGAACGAAUUGUGUUUCAAUUGUUUGUCUGAUUGCUUCGAGAAAAUCCACCACUUCUCUAUAUUGGAUGGAAUAAGAGCAUUCUCUGAAGCGGCAAACCAGAUAAAGGAUGGCGACGAAUGGGCGGCGUUGAAGAAGGCGAAACGACAUCCUGUUAUUCUUAUUGUGGAUGAGAUGUUAGAUACAUUUCCGUGGGAAACUCUGCCCAUAUUGACACAGCAGCCCGUGUCGCGUAUAGAGAACGUCCACUUCUUGUACAGCCUGUACAAGGAGCAUCAGGACAGAAUCGUCGACGGAUACUUUGCUGCCGAGUGCAAUGUCGGCCGAUAUGUUAUAAAUCCGGAAAAGGACCUGGAGCGUAUGGAGCUGCGGAUGAGCUCGUUCUUGAAGUACUGGUGCGAGUCGUGGAGCGGUCACAUUGGCGAGCCGCCCACGCCCGAGGAGUUCCUGGAUUAUCUCUCUUCUUCCGAUAUAUUCCUAUACUGUGGCCACGGGGACGGAUGUCACUUCGCGAAGAGUGCGGCGAACGGCGCCGGGGUGGAGGGUGCUUCAGGGUCGCGCACCGCAGCCCUGCUGUCAGGCUGUGGCUCCGUGCGCCUCGGCCGCGCGCCAGGCAGGGCGCCGCCCUCGGGGACGCACCACCACUUGCACAUCGCCUCUUGUCCAAUAGUAAUUGGCAUGCUCUGGGAAGUGACUGACUUGGAAGUGGAUAAGGUAGUGAGCACACUGCUGUCCCUCUACGUGCCAUCUGAUGCAUCCGUGGAUUGGAAGAAUGUUGGGAAGGCGAAAUGGAGUCAGGGACUAAUUGACACGAAUGUGGAACAGAAGGGUCAGUUCAGCUCGGAGCGCGACCUGCUGCUGGCCGUGAGCCGCGCGCGCGCCGCUACCAACUUCACGAUGAUCGCCAGCAGCCUGGUGGCGCGCGGCCUUCCCAUCAGGAUACGUGACUAGUAAACUAUAUGAGACUGAUUCUACAAAAAGUGUAAAUAAAAAAACAUUGCAAAUUUAUUUGAACUGUUUAUUAAAAUUAAGUUACAAUAAACAGUAAAUCUAU
Messenger RNA from Maniola jurtina (meadow brown), 2270 nucleotides. RefSeq names its product separin (gene Sse). NCBI's taxonomy places the organism in Eukaryota, Metazoa, Arthropoda, Insecta, Lepidoptera, Nymphalidae. The transcript has 14 exons. Gene Ontology annotation, cellular component: cytoplasm; nucleus; centrosome. The record is from RefSeq and is a predicted model, not a curated record. Gene Ontology annotation, biological process: proteolysis; meiotic chromosome separation. The coding region runs from base 95 to 2167 and encodes 690 amino acids. Gene Ontology annotation, molecular function: cysteine-type endopeptidase activity.